AUGGUGUCGAAGGUUCAGAAGGGCACGAAGCGCCCAGCUCAGGAGCCCGCAGCGAGCGAGGCCAAGAAGCAGAAGGAGAUGCUGCGGAAGCACGGCGUGGCGAAGUCAACUUACGAUGGCAUCGUCGAAGCCAUCCAGCACCCGUUGGCAGAGAACUUGCCGGUCUCCGUUCGCCGGAUGCUUUUGGCAAUGCUUCCAGAGGGCCUCUGUGUUCCAGAAGACAAGCGGCACAAGGCCCAAUCGAGUUAUGUGAACAUGGUCUCCGAGAUCUUUGAGGGCAUCUUGAAGAAGUUAAACGACAGCGUGGAUGCUGCUUCGGCAGAAGUCGCCCGCAUCGAAGCAUCCAAGUCUAGCUUGGAAUUGAAAGUGACGGAGUGUGACGAAGCCCUGCAAGCUGCAACAACCAAUGCGGUCGAGUGCAAAGUAAAGUUGGCUGAUGCCACCAAAGCAGUUCUUGCUUGCAAAUCGAAUUUGGGUGACAAGGAGAAAGUGCAGAAGGAAGGAGAUGUUGCUUUUCAGGCCGCGAAGGCGGAGAAAGUCGCUCUUGAAGGAGCACUCUCCGAAGAUUUUCGCUUGCUUCGAGACGGUGAGGUUGAAGGAGCACUUGCGGAAACCCACUACAAGAAGCUGGAAGUAUUGGCCAGCAAUCUUGACUUGGAAGCCAGCUUGAUGUCAGCCCUGCCUACCUGUAUGGUAAAGAAGCCUGCUGAACGUGGAUCCUUUGACACCAUGGUGGUUGCGCAGCUCCAGGACAAGAUUGCCAAGCGAGUCGCGGACUUGGUUGAGAUCAUCCAGUCGGGUGAGCCAAGUGCCGCAGCACGGCAGCAGGCAGUCGACAGUGCCGCCAGAGAUCUGGAUGCCGCAAAGCAGGUGCAGCAACAGGAGGCAGAGGCCUUGCAAGCUGCCACAGACCUUCAGAAAGCAUGCGAGAGCCGCAGGGCAGAAGCGUUGUUGAAUGUGGAACAGCACGAGCCCCAGCUCACGGCAGCCAAGAAGACCAUGGUCGACAAUGAGAUCGAACGGGAUGUGUUCCAAGACCGCAACCUCGUCUGCUUCAAGACGCUUCAGAACCGACAAGCCGAGAUAAAGACGAAGGACAUGUCUGGAUCGCGUCAGCUGGAGACGGCUGAGGCAGGGGCUUGA
Symbiodinium sp. CCMP2592 is the source of this 1143-nucleotide messenger RNA. Lineage: Eukaryota; Dinophyceae; Suessiales; Symbiodiniaceae. The record is from the annotation of a GenBank genome assembly.